This is a messenger RNA of Branchiostoma floridae (Florida lancelet), 2022 nucleotides long. Its product is annotated as CD9 antigen-like. Gene Ontology annotation, cellular component: membrane. The transcript is spliced from 8 exons. NCBI's taxonomy places the organism in Eukaryota, Metazoa, Chordata, Leptocardii, Amphioxiformes, Branchiostomatidae. The record is from RefSeq and is a predicted model, not a curated record. Bases 675 to 1469 code for a protein of 264 amino acids.
AUUCCUGAUUCCUUUUGCAACUCACUGGUGUGGUGACGUAAACAUCUCCAUUUACGCCAGUGGCAGUUCUUUCUCUACAUAGCCAUUCCAUGAUUCCAUUUAUGCGCAUUUUUGCAUGCUUUAUGGAUUGAUACAGAGUAAAAGGUUGAUGCAGUCUCAUUGCGCUCCGUGCUGCUGUGCUGAAGGUAUCAACUAGAGGAAAUAUUAGAGUCAUAACACCCUCCUGGUCUGGAGUCGUUCUGCAAGGUCAGCACUAUCCAAUUUUAACGCUUGGCCUGGUAGCGUGAUUGAAUCGGACCGGACAAGGCCCGGGCGCUGGGGAGAUUUGAAUCCGUAAUUCGACACAGACGGUUGCAGCGCACGGCGAGGGCCGGUCCUUAGAGCCGGGGGCACGAGCUGGGUGUGUCGUGGAUAGCUAGGUUGUUGUUUAUAGACUGGGCGCGCGCUUUGAACACAGCCGUAACAAGGUGCCGCGCAACUACGCAGUCCGAUCCCAAAAAGGACAGCCGUUUGUAAUCCUGGAUAGAUGGCGUAAACUGCUACAUCUGAAGACGUCCAAGAAGGAUGGCCGCCACCGGGAGAUGGAGCUGACCGAAGAUUACCGAUGUUUACCGACUCGUGACGGAAGGGCGACUUUUCCCGAGAGUUAGUUCGUGAGCAGCGACGGAGAGAAAAUGGUGUUGGAAGGGUCUGCAACAUGCCUGAAGUACCUUCUGUUCGCCUUCAAUUUUAUGUUCUGGCUGUCCGGGUGCGCCAUCCUUGGCGUUGCGAUCUGGCUGCGUAUAGAUGUCCAGACGAUGCAGUACGUCCGAGUGGGGGAGGACCUGGAGACGUUCUACAUCGGGACGUACGUGCUGAUCGCGGCGGGAGCGCUCGUCAUGCUGGUCGGCUUCCUGGGCUGCUGCGGCGCCAUCAUGGAGUCUCCCUGGCUCCUGGCUUCCUUUUUCGCGUUCCUGGUGCUGAUAUUCUCAGCAGAGGUCGGCGGUGGCGCAUGGGCGUACCUCCACAGGUCAAAGUUAGAGGACUACGUGCGUGAGGAGUUUCAGUUGAUUGUCCAGACGAGAUACAACCAGGACACAUACGAGACCACCACCAAACUCUGGGACCAGCUCCAGAUAUCUCUGAGAUGCUGCGGGGGUGAGGACAUGACUGACUGGAAUCUGUCGUUCUGGGGCUCGUACAACCCUCGGGACGUGCCGGACUCGUGCUGCGUGCGGCAGGAGAGGAGGUGCGGCCGCUGGGGGCUCACCAAGAAGAUCGGCAUGUACAGACAGGGUUGUAGCAGUAAGAUGGUGUCUUUCUUCAGCUCCAGGCUGCUCAUCAUCAUGUGUGUGGGUCUGGGAGUCGCCAUCCUGCAGUUGAUGGGGAUGAUAUUUUCCCUGAUGCUCUGCUGUGCUCUGAGAGGCAGAAGAGGUUCUGAGCCGAUCGACAACGACUCCAACAGUAAACCUCCUGCUGUGGUGGUGUAACUGUGCAAUCUAUGGGAAGAUGCAAGAGGGCGCUUAUUUAUAAGAGCGAUGUAGCCCAUUGAGGUUAAACGUUAUCUCUCAAAAUGCCAGUAUGUAACGAUCAAUCAAAGUAUUUAUAUUGUACAUACGUUGUGACGUAGAGUAUCUAAUAUAUAUCGAAUUACUUUAAAAAGUAAGAUUUACAGCUAAAAGAAAUAUUGAUAUUAUAACUUAAAGCUCAUCUUCAAACGAUGAACAACAUUGAAUAAUGACGUUUUUACUACAGCCAUUUUUGCAACUGAGUUAUGAAAUUGUGUCCAUUAGUAUGGCAUGUAAAAUUGCUCCUAGUACAUGUAAGUUCUUAACUAGUCACUAUUUACAUUUUGUAUAUCUAGGGUAACAAGCUUAAGUAACGCAUGUAAUAAUACUGUAAUUUCAAGACUUGUAUAUUUGCUUCAGGCAAUUAGAUACUUCAUCUAUGAGCUUGCUGUUGAUAAUCCGUGUUAUUGUAAUUGUACCCAGCUGAUACAAUCGUUGUGCAAUAAACUUUGACUUGACUUGAACAUGAAAGAUA